Messenger RNA from Lodderomyces oxycetoniae, 732 nucleotides. It is a transcript of the gene HFL2, whose product is annotated as negative cofactor 2 transcription regulator complex subunit. The record is from RefSeq and is a predicted model, not a curated record. Gene Ontology annotation, biological process: transcription by RNA polymerase II. Gene Ontology annotation, molecular function: RNA polymerase II general transcription initiation factor activity; protein heterodimerization activity; core promoter sequence-specific DNA binding. The transcript has a single exon. Gene Ontology annotation, cellular component: nucleus; negative cofactor 2 complex. Bases 1 to 732 code for a protein of 243 amino acids. Lineage: Eukaryota; Fungi; Ascomycota; Pichiomycetes; Serinales; Debaryomycetaceae.
AUGUCGAAUCUAAGACAUCUUAUGAAUUACGACAAUAAUAAGAAUGAUUACUUAAGCAAUAGAAGUAAAACUAGUAUAAGCAAUCUUAUUGACACAACAACACCCCUUGAGAAUAACACCAGUACUACCAAUUUUGGCGGUAACAGCCAUAGCCAUAGUACCAAUUUUGGCGGUAACAGCCAUAGCCAUGCUACCAACUUUGGCGGUAACAAUCACACAGCUUCAUUCACUCAACACACGGGUUUGCCUUUACAACAACAACAACAACAACCGCUGCCGCUGGCGCUACCAAAUUACAAUUAUAAUUUCAACAAUUAUACGAGUCUAGAAGAAACGCAACCGAUUGAAGAGCAGCCAUUACCGCAAGAGGCGUCUCAAGUAGACCACCACUCGCCCAAAGCAUCGUCUUCGGCAUCAAAUUUAAACCAUAUAUCACAGGAACAGAUAUUACUGAGUUUUGAAAAAAUUAAAACUCAUUUCCCAGCUGCAAGAAUCAAAAAGAUUAUGCAGAGCGAUGAGGAAAUUGGUAAAGUUGCUCAGGCGACUCCAAUUAUUGUUGGUAGGGCCUUGGAAAUAUUUAUGGCCAACUUGGUGGAAGUGUCUAUAUUACAGGCGAAAAAGCAGGGUGCUAAAAGAAUUACAGCAAGUCAUAUCAAGUCUGCUAUUGAGAAUACUGAGCAAUUUGAUUUCUUAGUAGAGGCUGUUGAAAAGUAUCCUUCGUUGAAGAAUUGA